Messenger RNA from Lutzomyia longipalpis, 756 nucleotides. RefSeq names its product 60S ribosomal protein L9 (gene RpL9). The transcript has 3 exons. Gene Ontology annotation, molecular function: structural constituent of ribosome; rRNA binding. Gene Ontology annotation, biological process: cytoplasmic translation. Bases 144 to 713 code for a protein of 189 amino acids. The record is from RefSeq and is a predicted model, not a curated record. NCBI's taxonomy places the organism in Eukaryota, Metazoa, Arthropoda, Insecta, Diptera, Psychodidae. Gene Ontology annotation, cellular component: ribosome; cytosolic large ribosomal subunit.
AGGAAUAAUGAGUGGAAAGAGUAUAAUCGCAUGUGACGUUAACGCAGUACCUGACUGUAGAUCUUUCUUUCCGUCUUUUCGUUUGCUUUUGCGGACAACGUGGAUUUUAGGCCUCAGUUUUCGCCAAACGCAGCGCCAGCAAAAUGCGAACCAUCAACACGAGUCAGUGCGUGAAAAUCCCAAAAGGAGUGACAGCCAGUGUACACUCCCGCACAAUUACAAUCACGGGUCCCCGAGGUAAGCUAGAACGUAGCUUCAAGCAUCUCGCUUUGGACAUUUACAUGGUUCACAAGAGAACCAUCAAGGUGGAGAAAUGGUUUGGUACGAAGAAGGAAUUGGCCGCUGUCCGGACUGUGUGCUCUCACAUCGAGAACAUGAUUAAGGGUGUGACAAAGGGAUUCCAGUACAAGAUGCGUGCCGUGUAUGCCCAUUUCCCCAUCAAUUGUGUCACAUCCGAGGGUAACAGCGUCAUCGAGAUCCGAAACUUCCUCGGUGAGAAGUACAUUCGCCGGGUGCAAAUGUCCCCUGGGGUAACCGUUGUGAAUUCCACGAAGCAAAAGGAUGAGCUGAUUCUCGAGGGGAAUGACAUUGAGGCCGUGUCCGGAUCCGCGGCACUCAUUCAGCAGUCCACAACCGUGAAGAAUAAGGAUAUCCGUAAGUUCUUGGAUGGUCUCUACGUGUCCGAGAAGACAACUGUUGUACAGGAUGAAUAAUAAAAGUAAAAAAUAAACAGAAUGAUAUCCACCACGAUAUAAA